Neodiprion fabricii is the source of this 1614-nucleotide messenger RNA. RefSeq lists its product as uncharacterized. Bases 182 to 1462 code for a protein of 426 amino acids. The transcript has 2 exons. NCBI's taxonomy places the organism in Eukaryota, Metazoa, Arthropoda, Insecta, Hymenoptera, Diprionidae. The record is from RefSeq and is a predicted model, not a curated record.
GUAAGAGUUGCCUCAUCUUUUAUCAGGAAACACUUUUGAAUAUGUAAUGUUGUUUUCUUAACAGCGGGAAGAGUUUCGGCAGGUAUGGACACCGUAUACUUGCCGAUAUUUAAAUACAAAGUUGCAAACCAAAAACGUUGCUUGGUCAGUCGCACGUCAAGUAUCAAACAACGAUAAUAUCAUGGAGGAAUACAUUCGCGUUGAAGUUGUGCCAGAAAUAUUGAAGUACUACAACAAAACCAAUAGCAAAGUUGAUAAAUACGAGCUGCGAUCUCUGCAAGGAGAGUUAAAUAGUUUCAACUCAUGUUUGUAUGAUUUGAAUUUAAGUAUUUCGGGAAAUGAAGAUUAUUCUUUCUUACUCAAAACUAUAGUAGACGACUUGGAAAGACAAAAGUUAUCAGAGAGUCGCAUACAAUUCACCAACGAAGCUCACAUUUACAAUGUCGUAGUGCCAAUAUUCAAAAAACUAAUGUUUCAAAAAAAUGUCAAGUUCGUACCAGACGUUCCUUACGCUCUGAUCAAAGACGUGAGAUCAAAAGAGAAACUGGACCCCCUAGAUGGUAUCAUCGUCGUAGAAAAUUUGGUAAAACAAGGAUACAAAGUGGCGCCGGGGAAAACUCUUGAUAUGGAACAUUGUGUCGUUGCAGUGGAACAAUUGGGAAGAUGGCACGCGUUGUCUUUAGCCAUGAAAGAGCUAAAUUCAGAACAAUUUCAUCAAGAAGUAUUAUCUGGAUUUGAAGAAUCUACCUGGAGCAGGAAAUCCGGUGUCCAAGUUCGUGAAACAAUAACCAUUUGUUUGAAAAGACUUUUCAAGUAUGCAAAUUAUCCAAAAAAUUCAAAGACUUACGAAGCAAUGAAGACACUGGAGAGGGAGAACGAGGAUCUUUUACAAUACGUGGAGAAGCUCAUUAUGAGUAGCAGAAAGUCAAAAUUGAGCGUUUUAUGCCACGGUGAAUACGCUCAAAGUAAUCUGCUCUACAAGUACGGUAAAAAUGAAACACCGAUAAGCGUAAUUCCAGUCGAUUACCAGCUGACUCGUUUCGCCUCACCAGCUUUCGACUUGUCACACUUCUUUUAUCUGAAUACCAGUCGCGAAAUACAAGAAAAAUAUUUCCUCGACCUAAUGAAAAAAUAUCACGCAUCUUUGGUAUCGACGAUGAGCGAAAUUCUGACAUACAAUAAAUCGCCCAAGGAUAUAUCUGCCGUACUUCCAUCGCUGGACUCUAUUUUAGAAGACUAUCACCAGUACGGUGCCUACGGUUUGAUUUAUGCACUAUUUUUUGUCCCAUGGAUGAUGGGUACCGAAGAGGAAUUUGUCAACAUAAAUAAGGCUGGACAAUCGGGCAACAGAAUGAGCGCAGAAUUUUCAAACGCUGUAUGGGCUAUUGGAGGUGAAGCUGGGACAAAUGCGGUGCUUGAAAUUUUUGACACAGCUAUAGCGUUGCACAAAGUAAACAUAUAACAGAUUCACAGAGCAGAAAAAAUCCAAUUUCUGGCAUCCUAACAAUUGGAGAAACUAAAUUUUCCGCACUAUGAAAUUUUCAAAGCAAAUUUUUCCAUUUCAAUUUCAGAAUGUUGUAUAUGAUUUCGAAAAUAAAAAAACUUUUAAGAAUU